Molecule: messenger RNA, 762 nt
Organism: Colletotrichum paranaense
Lineage: Eukaryota; Fungi; Ascomycota; Sordariomycetes; Glomerellales; Glomerellaceae
Exons: 3
Coding region: 1-762 (253 amino acids)
Source: RefSeq, a predicted model, not a curated record
AUGGGGACCAGUGGCUUUGUCUUCAAGCAUGUCUUCUCCCUUUUGUUCAAUAUUCUCUUCCACCUUUACCAGGCUUUUUACAUGUACAUGCCUUGGAACGAGUCCUCAAUGUCCAAUGAAAAUGGCACAGCCUUCUCAAACUCCUUCAGCGACAUUGAAAUAGCAAAGGCUGUUUUUGAUACAGCUUAUGGGACUGUAUUGAGGCGAGAAGCGAAGGACAUCCAAUGGAUGGACCUAUACAAGUAUGCUAGUACGCGCGAUGUGAUUGAAAUUCGAUUGCAAGAAGCCGGGUGGGAAGACGCCGGCGACAAAUUGCAGCUAGCUUUCAACAGGUUUCAUGACGAGAUGGAGCCCCUCAACGAGACGCAGGCGGCAUGGGCCAACUUCGUCGAGGCGACCAAUUUUACCUAUGUUACAUCCAAGUUCAAGCCAUUUCUCGACGCAUCGUUGGACACAGAAGAGGAGCGGGAACAUGCUCGGAUGGCGCUGUGCAAGAUCUUCGGCGUUCGGGGUACUUUUAAGGUGACGCAAGAAACAAAAAAGAUGUAUGAGUCCAGGCGGGCCGUGAUACAAAACGCCGAAGCAGCCUGGCUCAACACGGACCGAAAAACCCUCACCAAAUUCGUCAGCAGGUUGGCGGUUCUGAUUGACGAUGAAGACGAAGAUGAAAGAUGGGCGGACUUGCACAAGAUGGCAGGGACGGAUGAGAAUCUGAAAGAAGCGCUUGAUGACCAUCGUGAUACGGUAAGAGACGAGCUUUGA